UGGUUGGUAGUGGCGGUGCUAGGCCGGGAGAACGAGGGGACACGGAGGCCGCACUCGCCCCGCCAUCCCUCACCCAUUUCCCCCCCGCUCCGGUUCCGGGAGAUGUGUCGGGCGGGGGGCCCGCGUUCGCGGAGCCGCCGGAGAGACCAGCAGGGCCGAAGCCGGAGCAGCGCUGGGCAGGCUGCUGGGCUGAGCCGUGGUGCCCAUCUGGUGAUGUGGGGCAAGGCCCCCCGCACAGGCUACUGAGCGCCCCGGACGUGCCCCCCUGGCCAGCACCAUGGCCCGCCUGGCCGCUGUGCUCUGGAGUCUCUGCAUUACCGCCGUCCUGGUCACCUCGGCCACCCAAGGCCUGAGCCGGGCGGGGCUCCCAUUCGGGCUGAUGCGCCGGGAGCUGGCCUGCGAAGGCUACCCCAUCGAGCUACGGUGCCCAGGCAGCGACGUCAUCAUGGUGGAGAACGCCAACUACGGGCGCACAGACGAUAAGAUCUGUGAUGCAGACCCUUUCCAGAUGGAGAACGUGCAGUGCUACUUGCCCGACGCCUUCAAGAUCAUGUCGCAGAGGUGUAACAACCGCACCCAGUGUGUGGUCGUUGCCGGCUCUGACGCCUUUCCCGACCCCUGUCCUGGGACCUACAAGUACCUGGAGGUGCAGUACGACUGUGUCCCCUACAUAGAAGUGGAGCAGAAAGUCUUCGUGUGCCCAGGGACCCUGCAGAAGGUGCUGGAGCCCACCUCGACGCACGAGUCGGAGCACCAGUCUGGCGCAUGGUGCAAGGACCCGCUGCAGGCAGGCGACCGCAUCUACGUCAUGCCUUGGAUCCCCUACCGCACGGACACGCUGACCGAGUACGCCUCGUGGGAGGACUACGUGGCCGCGCGCCACACCACCACCUAUCGCCUGCCCAACCGCGUGGACGGCACAGGCUUCGUGGUGUAUGACGGCGCCGUCUUCUACAACAAGGAGCGCACGCGCAACAUUGUCAAGUACGAUCUGCGCACGCGCAUCAAGAGCGGGGAGACCGUCAUCAACACAGCGAACUACCAUGACACCUCGCCCUACCGCUGGGGGGGCAAGACCGACAUUGACCUGGCCGUGGAUGAGAACGGGCUGUGGGUCAUCUACGCCACCGAGGGCAACAACGGGCGGCUGGUAGUGAGCCAGCUCAACCCCUACACACUGCGCUUCGAGGGCACGUGGGAGACGGGCUAUGACAAGCGCUCAGCCUCUAAUGCCUUUAUGGUGUGCGGCGUCCUCUACGUGCUGCGCUCCGUGUAUGUGGACGAUGACAGCGAGGCGGCCGGGAACCGCGUGGACUACGCCUUCAACACCAACGCCAACCGCGAGGAGCCCGUCAGCCUGGCCUUCCCCAACCCCUACCAGUUCGUCUCCUCCGUCGACUACAACCCUCGCGACAACCAACUCUACGUCUGGAACAACUAUUUCGUGGUGCGCUACAGCCUGGAGUUCGGGCCACCUGACCCCAGUGCCGGCCCAGCCACUUCCCCGCCCCUGAGUACGACCACCACAGCCCGCCCCACACCCCUCACCAGCACGGCCUCGCCCGCGGCCACCACCCCGCUCCGUCGGGUACCCCUUACCACGCACCCUGUGGGUGCCAUCAACCAACUGGGACCUGACCUGCCUCCGGUCACGGCCCCAGCCCCUAGCACCCGGCGGCCCCUGGCCCCCAAUCUGCACGUGUCCCCAGAGCUCUUCUGUGAACCUCGAGAGGUGCGGCGGGUCCAGUGGCCAGCCACCCAGCAGGGCAUGCUGGUGGAGAGGCCCUGCCCCAAAGGGACUCGAGGAAUUGCCUCCUUCCAGUGUCUACCGGCCCUGGGGCUCUGGAACCCCCGGGGCCCUGACCUCAGCAACUGCACCUCCCCCUGGGUCAACCAGGUGGCCCAGAAGAUCAAGAGUGGGGAGAAUGCGGCCAACAUUGCCAGUGAGCUGGCCCGCCAUACCCGAGGCUCCAUCUAUGCGGGCGAUGUGUCCUCCUCCGUGAAGCUGAUGGAGCAACUGCUGGACAUUCUAGAUGCCCAGCUGCAGGCUCUGCGGCCCAUUGAGCGCGAGUCAGCUGGCAAAAACUACAACAAGAUGCACAAGCGGGAGCGGACCUGCAAGGACUACAUCAAGGCUGUGGUGGAGACAGUGGACAACCUCCUGCGGCCUGAGGCUCUGGAGUCCUGGAAGGACAUGAACGCCACAGAGCAAGUGCACACGGCCACCAUGCUCCUGGACGUCCUGGAGGAGGGCGCCUUCCUGCUGGCCGACAAUGUCAGGGAGCCCGCCCGCUUCCUGGCUGCCAAGCAAAAUGUGGUCCUGGAGGUCACAGUACUGAACACAGAGGGCCAAGUGCAGGAGCUGGUGUUCCCUCAGGAGUACCCCAGCGAGAACUCCAUCCAGCUGUCCGCCAACACCAUCAAGCAGAACAGCCGCAACGGGGUGGUCAAAGUUGUCUUCAUCCUCUACAACAACCUGGGCCUCUUCCUGUCCACCGAGAACGCCACAGUGAAGUUGGCAGGCGAAGCGGGCACAGGGGGCCCGGGCGGCGCCUCCCUGGUGGUGAACUCACAAGUAAUCGCAGCAUCCAUCAACAAGGAGUCCAGCCGUGUCUUCCUCAUGGACCCUGUCAUCUUCACUGUGGCCCACCUGGAGGCCAAGAACCACUUCAAUGCCAACUGCUCCUUCUGGAACUACUCAGAACGUUCCAUGCUGGGCUACUGGUCAACCCAGGGCUGUCGCCUGGUGGAGUCCAACAAGACCCAUACCACGUGUGCCUGCAGCCACCUCACCAACUUUGCUGUGCUCAUGGCCCACCGCGAGAUCUACCAGGGCCGCAUCAACGAGCUGCUGCUGUCGGUCAUCACCUGGGUGGGCAUCGUGAUUUCCCUGGUCUGCCUGGCCAUCUGUAUCUCCACCUUCUGCUUCCUGCGGGGUCUGCAGACUGACCGUAACACCAUCCACAAGAACCUGUGCAUCAACCUCUUCCUGGCCGAGCUGCUCUUUCUGGUCGGCAUAGACAAGACGCAGUACGAGAUCGCCUGCCCCAUCUUUGCCGGAUUGCUGCACUACUUCUUCCUGGCCGCCUUCUCCUGGCUGUGCCUGGAGGGCGUGCACCUCUAUCUGCUGCUGGUGGAGGUGUUUGAGAGCGAGUACUCCCGCACCAAGUACUACUACCUGGGUGGCUACUGCUUCCCAGCCCUGGUGGUGGGCAUUGCGGCCGCCGUCGACUACCGCAGCUAUGGCACCGAGAAGGCCUGCUGGCUCCGAGUAGACAAUUAUUUCAUCUGGAGUUUCAUCGGGCCUGUCUCCUUUGUUAUCGUGGUGAACCUGGUGUUCCUCAUGGUGACGCUGCACAAGAUGAUCCGGAGUUCAUCCGUGCUCAAGCCCGACUCCAGUCGCCUUGACAACAUAAAAUCCUGGGCCCUGGGGGCCAUUGCGCUGCUCUUCCUGCUGGGCCUCACCUGGGCUUUUGGCCUCCUCUUCAUCAACAAGGAGUCGGUGGUCAUGGCCUAUCUCUUCACCACCUUCAACGCCUUCCAGGGGGUCUUCAUCUUCGUCUUUCACUGCGCCUUACAGAAGAAGGUGCACAAGGAGUACAGCAAGUGCCUGCGUCACUCCUACUGCUGCAUCCGCUCCCCACCUGGGGGUGCCCACGGCUCACUCAAGACCUCAGCCAUGCGGAGCAACACCCGCUACUACACGGGGACCCAGAGCCGAAUCCGGAGGAUGUGGAACGAUACUGUGAGGAAACAGACGGAGUCCUCCUUCAUGGCAGGUGACAUUAACAGCACCCCUACCCUGAACCGAGGUACCAUGGGGAACCACCUGCUGGCCAACCCUGUGCUGCAGCCCCGUGGGGGCACUAGCCCCUACAACACCCUCAUCGCCGAGUCGGUCGGCUUCAAUCCCUCCUCGCCCCCCGUCUUCAACUCCCCAGGGAGCUACCGGGAACCCAAGCACCCCUUGGGGGGCCGGGAAGCCUGCGGCAUGGACACGCUGCCUCUCAAUGGCAACUUCAACAACAGUUACUCCUUGCGAAGUGGGGAUUUCCCUCCAGGGGAUGGGGCCCCUGAGCCGCCCCGAGGCCGGAACCUGGCCGACGCUGCAGCCUUCGAGAAAAUGAUCAUCUCAGAGCUGGUGCACAACAACCUGCGAGGUGGUGGCAGCGGGGUCAAGGGCCCUCCACCGCCCGAGCCCCCUGUGCCACCCGUGCCAGGGGGUGGCGGCGAGGAAGAAGCAGGUGGGCCUGGGGGUGCUGACCGGGCAGAGAUUGAACUUCUCUACAAGGCCCUGGAGGAGCCCCUGCUGCUGCCCCGGGCCCAGUCGGUGCUGUACCAGAGCGACCUGGACGAGUCGGAGAGCUGCACGGUGGAGGAUGGGGCCACCAGCCGGCCCCUCUCCUCCCCUCCGGGCCGGGACUCCCUCUAUGCCAGUGGGGCCAACCUGCGGGACUCGCCCUCCUACCCGGACAGCAGCCCCGAAGGGCCCAGUGAGGCCCUGCCUCCGCCCCCGCCUGCGCCCCCCUGCCCCCCGGAAAUCUACUACACCUCGCGCCCACCAGCCCUGGUGGCCCGGAACCCCCUGCAGGGCUAUUAUCAGGUGCAGCGGCCCAGCCAUGAGGGCUACCUGGCGGCUCCCGGCCUUGAGGGGCCAGGGCCCGAUGGGGAUGGGCAGAUGCAGCUGGUCACCAGUCUCUGAGGGACCUCGUGGACUAGGGGCUGGUGACCCAGGCAGGGGAGGAGACCCCGGCGGGGCUCUGGUGGGAGAGGGAGACUGAUGGAGGAAGCAGUGGCUGGUGAGCCGCUCUCUCCAAGCACCCUCCCUGUGGGCCCUGCAGGCCCCUCGAGAUCUCUGCCUGGAGGGGGUCGGGGGGAGUGCCUGAGGCACAGGGUUCACAGACAGGGUUUCCCACCAGCCAUGUGCACCAGCUCAGUUUGGGGGGAUGGCAGUGAGGAGGAGCCAGCGGUCCCCAGGGGAGUAAGGAAGGGAAAAUUGAAAGGGUGCAGCCCACUCUCGACCCUCCCCGCUUCCCCCUACUCUUCCUACCCCCUGGAGGGAAGUGAGGGCUUUGGUUUCCCUGGGUCAAAGGCUCUGCUGGAUGGAACCUGUCAGCUGCUCCCCUCUCUGCAGCCAGAAAUGUUCCCAGCUGCACCAGGAAGGAGCAGCGGGGGCAGAGGGACAGACGGACAGGUUCCUCCUGCACUACAGUUCCCUGCUCCCCGGAAACUGGGACCUCUGGCCCGGGAGGAAGCCCCAGAGCAAGAGGAAUGGGCAGCUGUGGCUGGUGGUUUAAAGGUGGAAAUUUCUCUGAAGGUCCUUCCCUCUGCUCUUCGUCCCUGCCUCCCCAGCAAGCCUGCCCCCUCAGCCCUUCUCACGUGCACCCAAUGACCCCCUCCCUUGGGGCGACUCCUGAUGAAGCACAACUACAACUCCCCACAGGGCCCCCAGCCCACAGGGGUGGCCAUAUUUGGGCAGUUCCCAGUCCUGUGGGCUUGGCUAUCUGGGGAGCAGAUUUUGGGUCUGGAUCUUCCUGGGGAGUGGGUCCUGGGCUUGGAUCUUUCCCUAGGGGGCCCUCUUACCCCUUUCUCUCUCCUCCUCCUCCCCCAUUGUUGUAAAUAUUUCAACGAAAUGGAAAAGAAAAAGACAAAAAAAAAAAAGAAAAGAAAAGAAAAUUUCAUCACUUGAAGCCACCGGGAGCCUGCGGCCCGGCCAGCCCGGCUUUCUCCGGAGCAGAGCGGCGCCGCUGGGCCCUGGCAGCCAGGACUUCUCCGUGUUCGUGUGCAUACCCAGCCGGGGUGGUUGGGCUGCCACAGCAGCUUUUUACAAUCCAGAGACAGAAAACAAAAUCUAGAAGCAACAGCGAAACAAAGAACCCGUUUCCUUCCCGGCACCCGUUUCUGUCGCUUCCUCCCCAGCUCUGCCGGCCCCUGGCACCAGUCAGCCCUCCUGGGGCGUGUACCUCACUGCCUGCCCCAGGACCGGGGGCCUGUCUCCCUGUCCCCUCCCCACCGGCCCGGGGGAGGCACCCUCACACCCAAAGAUGCUUUUGCCUAGAUGGCUGCGCUGUCCCUUUGAGGUCCUGCUUCUUGCAUAUUGAUUGCUUCUGGGAGUCUGGGCUGGGGAAGAAGGGGCUGAUUUCCCACCUGGGGAGGUUGAUGGGGGAGGGAAAAUGAGGCAUCAGGGUUGAGUGGAGAUGAGUUUGACCAAGGAGGGAGGGCUGGGGAUGGUGAGGCUGUCUUCUCUCUUCAUGGGGUCAGGGGUGGUGCAAAGGCAAGAGAUCACCUUCCCUACCCUACACACCAACCCACAUGAGAGGCAAAGCCAGGGCCUCCAGUCAGGGCACCCUUGUUCUGGAGGCUCUCCCUCCAAACCUGCAGACCCCAGGAAGCUGCAGGUCCAGGAUGUCUACUGAGUACCUCUCAGCCCCCUCCCUCCUCUCCAGUUUGUCACCCCGGCCUCCCCAGCCCCUUCUUCCCCAACUCUUUGGGGGUAGCGUAGUCCCAUUGCCACACUAACCCAGCUCCAUCAUUGCCACCAUUUCCCCAGGGGUGGCCCUCCACCUCUGCUCUGACCCCUUGUCUCUCUCGCCCCCUCCCUCUUUUCUCACAAGUGCCAUGAGUUUUCAGACAUCUUCGGGUUUCAGCCUGCUGCUGCCAUGAACUUCUUUGGGUUAAGGGGGAGGGACUGUAGGGAGGAACUGGGAGAAAGGGACAGGAAGGUGGCUGGAGGGACCCUUUUUGCUGCUAGAAAGCCCCCUCUUCCUGGGGCAUUGGGGCUGGCUUGUUCCCAUCAGGGGAGAAGGGGCCAGACCAAAGAUGGUGGUUGUCCCAUGUAAGGGGGACAAGUGUGGGGAGAAGGAAGGGUUAGGUUCCAUCUCUGGCUUUUUCUGGUAGGAAGGUUUAUUUAACCCCUUUUACCAGCAGACUGUGGGUGAGUCUGGCUGGGGAAGAGAAGUAAUGAUGGGGGCAGUCUUAUUCUAGACGGCUCUGAGGAGGGCAGGAGGCAGCUCCGUGGCCUUCCUUGGCUUCGCUAGGCCGGAACUCCGCUGUGGGGAGGGGCAGCUAGAGGUCUGUGAGGAGCUGGCAGGAGCCCGGUGUAGAUGACAUCUGCCCAGCUAGAGCCAGACGGAGGCUGCCUCUGACACCAGCAAGACGGCUGGAAGACUGGGCGGGGUGGGAGAGUCCCCAGGAGGACUAGAGGCUUGCAAGGAGGCCUGCUUCCUCUCCCCUGUCCAGCCCUCGGUUUAGCUCUCCAGACGUGACAAUCAAGGGGGAAGAGAAUGGGCAGCGGGUCCCUUAGAGCCCAUUCUAACUGGAAUCACGGAGGAUUCCUAGGCCUCAGCUGUGUGGCAGGGCCCCCUGGUGGGGCUGGACACCACUAACAGUCCAGCUUAAGCCACCCCCAGAGCCCAGGUGUCCCCCAACCCCAAGCAGACCUGGUGCCUUGACACCCCAACCCCAGCUGGGAUGGUUUAGAGAAGGAAGGGUCUUGGUUUCCUCUCCUACUCCCUUCCUUGGGCUCCUAAAAUCAUUUGCUUUUUAAUCUCUUUAUUUGUUUUCCUUUUUUGUUUUUUUCUUCCUUUUGGUUUUCCUGCCUUCCUUUCUCUGUCUCUUUUUCCCUGUGUCUUUCUCACUGUCUCUGUGUUCCUCUUCUCUCACCCUCAAUUUCUCUCUGUCCAUUCGGGCCUCCUCCCCCCAUUUCCCAAGCCCCCAGUCCUCCUUGGUCUCCUUUUCGAUAUGCCAAACCAAUUUUGGGUCGAGUGCAUUUAACGAGAAAACAAAAGGCUCAUAACAACAAGAACGUUUCAGAAAAAAACAAAAAGUUAAAAAAAUUGUUGAGUCAAAAAAAAAAAUAAAGAAAUUAAGAUUUCUUGGAA
Molecule: messenger RNA, 7880 nt
Organism: Manis pentadactyla (Chinese pangolin)
Lineage: Eukaryota; Metazoa; Chordata; Mammalia; Pholidota; Manidae
Gene: ADGRL1
Product: adhesion G protein-coupled receptor L1
Exons: 24
Coding region: 278-4702 (1474 amino acids)
Biological process (GO): cell surface receptor signaling pathway; heterophilic cell-cell adhesion; adenylate cyclase-activating G protein-coupled receptor signaling pathway
Cellular component (GO): axon; presynaptic membrane; postsynaptic density
Molecular function (GO): latrotoxin receptor activity; carbohydrate binding; G protein-coupled receptor activity
Source: RefSeq, a predicted model, not a curated record